GACAAUUGCACCGGAAGUUAUGCAGUGCACCAUACUGAAUUUGAAUUUUCUAAGUUGUGCUAACAGUUGAGGAGCUGGCUACAAGGUAGCACACGAUUUGGCUAUGCUUUGUUAAAUUGCUAUAUUUUUCAUUACACACUUUAGUAUUUGUCGGGUACGAAGGCCAGUGUGCAAGAAUGUAGCUUGCUAGAGAACGUUGCAAUAAUGCCGAUAUAUUGAGAUUUUGUCUUUUGAAUAUGACCUCGUUACCGUCAGCCCAGCAGUACACAGCAUCAAGCUCAGCAUGCAACAUAUUACCUGGUGAUGGGAGUCAGGUGCAGCCCAAAGCCCCUCUCCUGCAGAUUCUGCGUGUGGCUGGAGCCCAGGAGGACAUCUUUACCCUCAAGGAGGUGAUGCACUACCUGGGCCAGUACAUCAUGGGGAAGCAGUUGUAUGAUAAACAGAGGCAGCACAUAGUGCACUGUCAGGACGACCCACUGGGAGAGCUGCUGGAGGUCGAGAGCUUCUCCGUCAAAAACCCCAGUCCAGUCUACGAGAUGCUGAAGAAGUAUUUAGUUGUGCUGAGUUGUUCAGACGCUGCAGAGAGUCUUUCUGUGGGCCGUGAGUGUGUAGAGGGCGGAGUGGAGGACCGCGGUCAGGUGUGUGGGGGCGUGGCCAAGGCGGGCCUGGUUGUGGCCAGUGACGAGGCCCUCCCCAUGCAGACCCCGUCUCAGAGACGACCCCGGGAGCCUGACGAAGACUCUUUAGAUGGCUUGCCCCAGUCGGCCUGCAAACGGCCCAAGCUUGAUGUCACACUAGACGAAUGGGACCUCUCAGGACUGCCCUGGUGGUUUCUGGGUAAUCUGCGUAACAACUACAGUCGUAGAAGCAACGGCUCUACGGACAUCCACACUAAUCAACUGUCUCCUGCGCAGGAUGAGGACACAGCGAUCGUGUCGGACACGACGGACGACCUGUGGUUCCUGACUGAGGGGGGAAGUGAACAGGUGAGCGUGGAAAUGAAGGAGGCCGUGCUGGAAGAAGGGAGUGGAGGAGAAGGAGAGCCGCCACCUGAAGAAGAGGGAGGAGGAAAAGAGGAGAAGGCUGAUAAGGAGAUGCAGGAGGAGCCAGAUGAGGACUCUCAGUGUCUGAGUGAUGAUACGGAUAUAGAGAUCUCUACACAGGAUGCAUGGCAGUGUACAGAGUGCAGGAAGUACAACUCUCCUCUCCAGCGCUACUGCGUACGCUGCUGGGCUCUACGCAAGAACUGGUACAAAGACGUCCCACGGUUGGUCCACUCACUUUCCGUCCCCGACAUCCCAGCAUGCAGUUCUCUGGCCCCGCGAGAUGACGACGAUGAGGAGGAAAGCGACACAGGCAUCGACGUCCCAGACUGCCUCAGGACCGUGUCUGACCCUGUCAUCCUGCCCUCACACUCCACCCCUGACCGCCUGCUGCCCCCCGGGGUUCCAGGGAAGGGAAAGGGUCCUAGGCCGCGAGGCCUUCCCAGGGAGGAGCAGCUCUCUGGGGGAGAGAGUCAGGAAAGCCUGGGGAUGGAAGUAGAGGUUAGGUCCGAGGCUCUGUUGGAGCCUUGUAAGCUGUGUCGGAUGCGUCCGCGUAACGGGAGUAUUAUACACGGCCGCACAGCUCACCUGCUAACCUGCUUCUCCUGCGCCAGGAAGCUGCACAAGUUCCACGCUCCAUGUCCCGGCUGUGGACAGAUCAUACAGAAGGUUAUAAAGACAUUCAUAGCCUGAGAGGAUUGGAACACACAGAUAUAAUACACACAGAUGUAAUGUACAAGGUUAUUUAAAAUUGGAACAAGACACAAUCACUUGCAUCAAAAGCCACUCAUACGCCCCAGAGAUACACAGAGUAAAGCACUUAAAAGAGCAUGUUCCCUUUUGCUCUCUGUUGUCUUGUUUUGCUUGUAUCACACUGCCUCUGAGCUACGGCGCUAGUAAUGGAAGGUACAAAUCCAGCAAUGUGUUUCUUGAAGUAUCCAACUAUAUAGUUAUCUCUGUGCCACAUUUCAUGAGUCAUUUGCUACUCAAUGUAACAUCAUAGGUAUUUAUUUAUUUGAGGGCCAAGCAGCACUGUACAUAUGAAAACGCAGCUGUCAUUGCAGCUAACUUUGACGACAGCGAUAUGUGAGACUUAAGUUUUUGUUCCCGACGAAAGACCUGUUGACAUUUGUUUCCUAUUGGUCACUGUUGUAAGUGUCCAGAAAAAGCGUUCUGCCGGUUGUCAGGCUGCUGACGUGUUUGCUGCCAUACACUAUAUUUUAUCCCUUAAAGACCGGUCUUCUCUCCCUAGGUUAAGAUGAUGGGAAGCUAGCGUCACACUGGCUGACUACUUCUCCAGUGAGAGCAGAUAUGAAUUCUCAUUGCCCUGUAUAUUCAUGGAGCCUCAGUGCUUUGGUGGUCCUCUUCUCCUGUUUAGUCCUUAGUUUUUCUUAAGUCAUUUCUCUGCAGCGUUUUUUUUGUGUGCUCUUGGAAAACAGACAAGGGGGAUCGAAAGAACAUUUUUGCUGAUUUAUUGACCACAUUUUGGUUGAAAGGCCUAUUUUCAAGAUAAGUCAAUAAUAAACAUCUCCUUUAGAUCCCCUUGUCAUUGUUUUUCAAUAGUAUACAUACCCCCAGGGAGAAGUCUUUACCCUGCAGUGCUGAUCAGAAUGCUUUGUUGUCUUACUGUCCUUGUACUCACAAUGCAAGUGAAUGUACUCCACAGAGAACUUUUGCCUCUUUUCAAAGGCUAGUUAGUAAAAAGUAGUUCAUAUUAACGAUAAUAACCAGUCUGAAAUAUAGUUGAAGAGUCACAUCUAUAGCCCUCAAUGUAGAGUUAUUGUAAAUUAGCCCAUCUCAAUAAGGAAAUACUUUGGUGUAUGUGGACACUCCUUCAAAUUAGUGGAUUUAGAUAUUUCACUGUUGAUAUCAGUGACUUUCAAUGUGGCACCUUCAUAAGAUGCCACCUUUACAACUUGUCAGUUUGUAAAAUUUCUGCCCUGCUAGAGCUGCCCCGGUCAACUGUAAGUGCUGUUAUUGUGAAGUGGGAACAUCUAGGAGCAACAACGGCUCAGCUGUGAAGUGGUAGGCCACACAAGCUCACAGAAUGGGACCACCGAGUACUAUAGCACGUAAAAAUGGUUUGUCCUUGGUUGUAACACACACUACUAAGUUCCAAACUGCCUCUGGAAGCUACUUCAGCACAAAAACUGUUCGUCUGGAGCUUCAUGAAAUUGGUUUCCAUGGCCGAGCAACUGCACACAAGCCUAAGAUCACCAUGUGCAAUGCCAAGCAUCUGCUGGAGUGGUGUAAAACUUGCCGCCAUUGUACUCUGGAGCAGUGGAAACGAUUUCUCUGGCGUGAUGAAUCACGCUUCACCAUCUGGUAGUCCGACUGACGAAUCUGGGUUCAGCGGAUGACAGGAGAACACUACCUGCCAGAAUGCAUCGUGCCUACGGUGAAGUUUCGUGGAGGAGGAAUAUUGGUCUGGGACAGUUAUUAUUAUUUUUUUUAUGGCUGGGGCUAGGCCCCUUAGUUCCAGUGAAGAGAUCUUAACGUGCCAAUGACAUUCUAGAAUUUCCUGUGCUUCCAACAUUUUGGCAAAAGUUUGGUGAAGGCCCUUUGCUGUUUUAUCAUAACAAUGCACCGUGCACGGAGCAAAGUCCAUACAGCAAUGGUUUGUCGAGAUCAGUGUGGAAGAACUUGACUGGCUUGCACAGAGCCCUGACUUCAACCCCAUCAAACACCUUUGGAAUGAAUUGGAACGCCGACUGCGAGCCAGGCCUAAUCGUCAAACAUCAGUCCCCAACCUCACUAAUGCUCUUGUGGCUGAAUGGAAGCAAGUCCCCGCAGCAAUGUUCCAACAUCUAGUGGAAAGCCUUCCCAGAAGAGUGGAAGCUGUUAGAACAGCGAAGUGGGGACCAACUCCAUAUUAAUGGCUGCCAUUUUUCCUUUCCAGACAAUUAUUUACUUUUUAGGCUUAAAUAUAAAUACUAAAAUAUUCACAAUCGCCAAUUUUCUUAAAUUCUAGUUCUGCUCGCUUGAAUUUCUCAAUUUUAGUGCAGUGAUUUUGGCAAUUUCUUCAGACCUGUUUUAGGUGUUGUGCUUGAUAUUAGAAGUAUUUGUGGCCCUUUAAUUCCUCCCCAAAUAUGUUUUACGAUUUUUGUUAACCUCUUCCAAUAUCCUACAUUUUAAAUCAGAUGAAUGAGUAUUGGGACAGUAAGUAUGGAGUUGUACACCAGGCCUGCCAAGCCUUAUCACCUGUGCUAAGUUUGCCCCUUGAUAAUUAGAAGAAAUAAAACAUUAAAGCGGCAAUUACAGUUGAAAAAAUAACAGUGUUUUCCCCGCCGCUGUUUCUGAGGGAUUGGAGGAUGGGCUGGAGAAAUGGAAACGCUCAAAUUCAUAUACGGAGCUAUGGCUGCUAAGGCCUGACCAUCUAAGAUAUCAAAAUAAUAGUUUUAACAAUGUUUUGAGGCGAUACAGUGCCUGUUGUUUACCAACAUUAAAGUAAAUCUAUUUUCUUUUUGAGGUUCUGAUGGGGGUACAACAGUUAAACAAACUAAGCUAAUGAGAUAUUGAAGUUGGUAUUCAAAAAUCAAUACACAUAUAUAUAUAUAUUUGCUACUGCCAAAUGACUAGGAACUGCAGAUUGUCCCUUUUUAAAGGGAGGACUAAAGGUGAAUAAAGCUAUAUAGAUGGUAAAGGUUUUUUUUUUUUUUUUUAGCUUUGUCUUCUAUUUCUAGAUGCAAACUUUGCACAGGUGGAAAUGCACGGUAAUACUAUACUCAUAGUAAUACUCAGGCUCUUUUGUGUCUGGAGGCCAAUAGUGUUUCCUCUAUCACUCUAAGGUAGAAACAGACGUGCGUGGGCUUUUCCUGAUGAUGGUGCAUAUGAGUGUGCUUGUUGAGUUUUGUUUAAGGGAAGCGUUUCACUGCCAAACGUAAUGAUUGGUUUUUGCUUGUUUGUAUGUUAUGUAAAUUUGUUUAGGGUUUUAAUUGAUAUUGGUUCUGCAUUUAUUUGCUUUAAGAUGUAUUGUUCCUGUGUGUACGAUGCUGUUUUCUGUUCUGCUUUUGUGAAGGUCCUGAAGGGCAGGCUGUAGGCAGGUGACCUGUAACAAAGUGACCUGUCCUCUCCUGUCUCUCUACUGCUUGUAACAGACACUGUCAGGUCUACUCUGAAACAUACUGAAACAUGAACAUGCACUUGUACAGAGAGCUCUUUAUUCCUUGUCCUAGCUGUGCUCUGCCUGACUGAAGGGAACGAUGGCCUUACCUUCCACCACUGUUCAGCUCUUUACUUGUACUUAUCCCCUCUGCCUCCAGGUGGUGCUGGAUAGCAGUGGUUCUCAGUGCUCCAAGAGCUCUCGCCCGUUGCAGCUGUAUAGUAUUAAACAUGUUAUAAUCUACAUAGCAUAUGGUUGAUUAGUGUGAGACUAAACCCAGCACUGUGCUGGUGAGAGAAUUAUACUAGCAAUGUGUAUUAAAGCUAUAUUAGAUCUGCUAUAUUGUAAAGGAACCCUGCUUUGAUCGCCUUGUAUUGCCCUACUCAUAAGCCACCGAGCUCUACGAACUAUCUAACAUGGAGGCACAUCAGAAUGUGUCGUUGUUGUUGAAUACUGAGAAAGGCACCAAAUUCGAAAAGAUGUGAUGAGCAUGAAUGCAACAGAACAUUCCAGAAGAACAUGGUACACCCAAUAUGGCCUCCUGUCCUCAUGUCGUGGAACAUUGCUUUGAAUUGGAAUGUUAGUUCUGCUCAUUCUAAUUCUGUUUGUAGUGCUGUAUUAUGAAUAAAGUAACAAGUACAACUAA
Messenger RNA from Oncorhynchus keta (chum salmon), 5791 nucleotides. It is a transcript of the gene mdm4, whose product is annotated as MDM4 regulator of p53. Gene Ontology annotation, molecular function: ubiquitin-protein transferase activity. The coding region runs from base 237 to 1736 and encodes 499 amino acids. The transcript has 11 exons. Gene Ontology annotation, cellular component: nucleus. Lineage: Eukaryota; Metazoa; Chordata; Actinopteri; Salmoniformes; Salmonidae. Gene Ontology annotation, biological process: regulation of cell cycle; negative regulation of apoptotic process; protein ubiquitination. The record is from RefSeq and is a predicted model, not a curated record.